ACUGAACCAAAUAUUCAACAUAGACCAGCUUCAAAGUCUUGACACAAACAACACCACAACACAGUAGUCCGCGUUUCAUAUUUUUAGCAUUUCACAUUUCACUUCCUUUUGAAAACAUGUCCACACACUGUUAACUAACUCUGGCUUUCAAGUUCCAAUUAGCCCACACAAUACUCCACAAAAUUAUAAAUACACAACAAAUAGCUCUGCAUUGAUCAAACUCACUAGCUCUGCAUUGAUCAAACUCCUCCAAAGCCAUGUCAGAUACCGACCAAGAAAGACCUCUAGCCCCAGCCAGGGACAUCAACGAACCGGCCCACAAAAGCAAACGCCAUCAAAGAAGAAUCAAGUUGUGUUUGUGUAUAACUGUAAUCUUUCUUCUACUGGUCAUAGUAAUUUUAAUCUUAGCAUUCACAGUGUUUAAGGUCAAAGAACCCAAAGUAACAACUAAUGGGAUCACAUUAAAAAACCUGGACCUCACACUCGAUCCAACUCCAAUACCUCGAGUUAACCUGAACAUGUCCAUGUUGAUAGACAUGUCCAUCAAGAAUCCAAAUGCAGCAUCCUUCAAACUAGGCAACACCACAACAAUUAUUUACUACCGUGGCGCGACGGUGGCGGAGGCGAGGACACCGCCGGGGCUGGUGAAGGCGCGGCGGACUUCAGGGAUGAAUGUCACGGUGGAUAUCAUGGCUGACCGCCUCGCUUCUAGCCCCGAUUUGGUGGCAGAUGUGAUGGUCAGGGGGAAGAAGAUCAUGGACACUUACUCGGUAAUUUCAGGGAGAGUGAAGAUUUUGUUUGUUAAAAAACAUGUUGAGGUGAGGAUGAAUUGCACAGUGACUGUUGACAUUUCAAGCAGGGCAAUUUAUCAGGACAUGAGUUGCAAACGUAAAGUGAAACUUUAAGUAGGGAUUAAUUGGGACUUUGUUGUUGUUGUUGUUCCUCUUUUUAUUAGGCAGCUGAGUUCUUUUUUAAGAUUUUAUGGAGGAUAUUUAUGGCCAUAGGCCUAUAGUUUAGGGUGUCUGAAAAUAACGAGAAGCCUAGAGAGGUUCCUGAAUGCUUUACUUAAAAAUUUGGAGAGCUUUAAUUGAAAAAAUAAUGUAAAAACAAUAUAGUUUAUUUAAAUUUUAAAUUGAGAAA
This is a messenger RNA of Lotus japonicus, 1140 nucleotides long. RefSeq lists its product as uncharacterized. Bases 258 to 905 code for a protein of 215 amino acids. The transcript has a single exon. The record is from RefSeq and is a predicted model, not a curated record. NCBI's taxonomy places the organism in Eukaryota, Viridiplantae, Streptophyta, Magnoliopsida, Fabales, Fabaceae.